GUAGGCGCAACGACACUAGCUUUAGGUUAACUUACUUGGGCGACGAACAAUCAUUAUACGAGUUUAAUUCUUCUGCAAUAACCAUCGAGAUGACCUGGGUUAAGGUAGUGCUUGUGGUUUGGGCUGUGGUUGCUACCACCAUGGUUCAGGGGAGACAUUCUAAGACCCAAGAAGAGUUGAUGGUACCUGAUGGCGACCAUAUGCAAGGUAGCGAGUCGCAACAAUUUUCUGCGGUGGUGGAGACUCCGCUGCAAACUGCAGCAACUGGAUUUUUUGGUGGCCACCACGGCCACCACGGCCAUCAUCACAAAGGCUUCCUAAAGAAGCACGGCCAUAAAGGCCAUAAAGGCCACCACGCCAAACACGGCCACAAGAAACAUCACAAAGGACAUUUCGGCAAAGGCCACAAAAAGGGCUUCUUCGACAACUUCGGCAAGAAAUAUGGCGGUCACCACCACAAGAAAGGUCACCACGGUCACUUCCACAAAGGCGUCAAGGGCCGCAAAGGCCACAAGAAAGGCGUCAAAGGCUUCCACAAGAAAGGACACAAGAACAAGGGUUUCCACAACGUGUACCACAAGGAGGAGUUCGGCCACAAGAAGAAGUUCUGGGACGACAAGGACCUCAAGAAACACUUCAAGAACUACGACCAUCUCCACAAACACUUCAAGAAGGGCAACGCUGGCCACCACAAGGGCAGCAAAUAUCAUGGCGGGAAGCACCACAAUAAGCACGGCAAGUCCGGUCACCACAAGAAGGGCCAUCACCAUCAUCACGACCAGGGCCACAAGAAACACUACGGCCACAAAGGCCACCACGGCCUCCACAAACAUUAUGGCCACAAAAAAGGCCAUCAUGGCCAUCACGGUUUUUAUUAAAGGACUUAUUUACCUAAACAUUGGCCGCGUUUGGCCAUUUUUGGAUGCCAAAACCAGAUGUAUCUCUACAUGUAAUUUUUUUGAAAACAGACAUUGUUUGAAUAUAUUCCAUUGGUGAUGCUAAAAUUCACAAUAUUUUUCGUAACCAACUCAUGCAAUAUCUUUGAGUGAAAUACCGUACGCGUUCCCUCAACAAAAUCAACUCUCGCCUCAACAAAAUUUACUGAUGCACGCCAUAUUUCUAACGGUAUCGAAAAUUGUUGCCUUUCAACGAAGCUUCUUUACCUAACGUUAUUUUAGGAGGCUCAAUAUAUCUCCAAGGAUCAAUAUAUAUAUCGGGUGUAAUCCAUUAAAUUUAUCAGUUUAGGGCUGUAGGCGUUCUCGGCAACGGCACGCGUAGGACGCAUGGCUUUUCGAUCAGGUUAAUGCGAGUCUGGAUGCACAGGUUCAUUCAUCUUGCGGUUCGCUUAGAAUAUUCGCGUGAUGUAUGCUUCCAUUUAUCUGACUGACGCAGGCUAACUUGAGAGGCACUUGUUACGGUAUUGUUUAAAAUUAUUUACAGUCUUUGGUGUGUUGUAGAAGAGGGUUUUGUUCAUCUCGUAUGUUAAAUAAGCAUGGCCAUUAUACAGAUUUUAAUUAUUAUAAAUGUUUUCAGCUAAUCAGGAAGUUUAUUUAAUCAUCUGUCAUUAGCGAAAAUAAUUUAAGGAUCGGUUCCAUUUCUCGACUGUAUUAUGUCACUGUUCAUUACAAUGUUUCAACUCGUGCUGUUUAAAUCUAAUGGAAAUUUUAUGUUUCGAAUUCUUCUAUUUUUUUAUUCAUGUUUUACUUUUUUUUGUUCAUGAAAGAAAAUGUCUACAGUCUUUAAACGCAUAGACUUGAAUAUUGUUUAUUUUACAAUGAUUGACCGUUGAAAAUAAUUUUUUAUAUGGAAAAUGUGUUGAUACGUAUAAGAUAUUUUAUUGACGAGACGAACUUUUUGUUGUUUUAAAUGCGAUCGAAUUUCGUCAGACGCUACACGAAAACGGAUUUUGUAGAAUAGCCGCAAAGAAAAAUUGCAAUUGUUUCGCAUUUCCUGUUGAAGUGUGGCGCAUGCUAUAACUUUUAUUGAUUUUCGAAAUAUAUAUUUAUUUUUUUGCAAAUA
Molecule: messenger RNA, 2019 nt
Organism: Hyalella azteca
Lineage: Eukaryota; Metazoa; Arthropoda; Malacostraca; Amphipoda; Hyalellidae
Product: histidine-rich glycoprotein-like
Exons: 6
Coding region: 90-878 (262 amino acids)
Source: RefSeq, a predicted model, not a curated record